This is a messenger RNA of Chionomys nivalis (European snow vole), 2303 nucleotides long. It is a transcript of the gene Adipor1, whose product is annotated as adiponectin receptor 1. The transcript is spliced from 10 exons. The record is from RefSeq and is a predicted model, not a curated record. Lineage: Eukaryota; Metazoa; Chordata; Mammalia; Rodentia; Cricetidae. Gene Ontology annotation, biological process: adiponectin-activated signaling pathway. Gene Ontology annotation, molecular function: signaling receptor activity. Bases 453 to 1580 code for a protein of 375 amino acids. Gene Ontology annotation, cellular component: plasma membrane.
UGGAUCGGAGGGGCGAGGUAGCGCCGGGAAGGUGACGCGGCUGCGGAGGUGACGCCGUGAGGUCGCGCGGCCCUUCCGGCGCGGGCAGGGCGCUGAGAAUCGGGCGCCCCUCGGCCGCAGGCCACCUCCAACGCCGCGGGAUGUAGCGCCCGGGCCCCGCGGCCCCCAGCAGAGCAGCCAGCCAGGCCUUUAGAAGACCAAACUGGACAAUGGACUUUUCUCACUAUGCUGACAUGAUCUCCAUUGACCUCCAUUACUUCUCAAAGAUGACCGAAGCUGUUUGCUACUCAGUGUUAUGAGUUGAUCUCUGAGAACUGUUUAUUCCGUAGGACUUCCCUUUGAAGAAGUAUAUUUUGAGUGUCUACCAUCACAGGAAGAUCUCUGCCCCCUGGGGCUGAGAGACCCAAACCUUUCCUCAAGCUGAAGCUGCAGGGUAUUGAGGUACCAGCCAGAUGUCUUCCCACAAAGGGCCUGCGGUGGCACAGGGCAAUGGGGCUCCUUCUGGUAACAGAGAAACUGACACAGUGGAACUGGCUGAACUGGGACCCCUGCUGGAGGAGAAGGGCAAGCGGACAACCACCAGCCCAGCAAAGGCUGAAGAAGAACAGACAUGCCCAGUGCCUCAGGAAGAGGAGGAGGAGGUGCGGGUACUAACGCUUCCUCUGCAAGCCCACCAUGCCAUGGAGAAGAUGGAGGAGUUCGUAUAUAAGGUCUGGGAGGGGCGCUGGAGAGUCAUCCCGUAUGACGUGCUUCCUGACUGGCUGAAAGACAAUGACUACCUGUUACACGGCCACAGACCACCUAUGCCCUCCUUUCGGGCUUGCUUCAAGAGCAUCUUCCGCAUCCACACAGAAACUGGCAACAUCUGGACUCAUCUGCUUGGUUUCGUGCUGUUCCUCUUUUUGGGAAUCUUGACCAUGCUCAGACCAAAUAUGUACUUCAUGGCUCCCCUGCAGGAGAAGGUGGUGUUCGGGAUGUUCUUCCUCGGUGCAGUGCUCUGCCUCAGCUUCUCCUGGCUCUUCCACACUGUCUAUUGUCACUCAGAGAAAGUCUCACGGACUUUUUCUAAACUGGACUAUUCAGGGAUUGCUCUGCUGAUCAUGGGGAGCUUUGUCCCCUGGCUCUAUUACUCCUUCUACUGCUCCCCACAGCCACGGCUCAUCUACCUCUCCAUCGUCUGUGUCCUGGGCAUUUCUGCCAUCAUUGUGGCACAGUGGGAUCGGUUUGCCACUCCUAAGCACCGGCAGACAAGAGCAGGCGUGUUCCUGGGACUUGGCUUGAGUGGUGUUGUACCCACCAUGCACUUUACAAUCGCUGAGGGCUUUGUCAAGGCCACCACAGUGGGCCAGAUGGGCUGGUUCUUCCUUAUGGCUGUGAUGUACAUCACCGGAGCUGGCCUGUAUGCUGCUCGGAUUCCUGAGCGCUUCUUUCCUGGAAAAUUUGACAUAUGGUUCCAGUCUCAUCAGAUUUUCCACGUCCUGGUGGUAGCAGCGGCUUUCGUCCACUUCUAUGGGGUCUCCAACCUUCAGGAAUUCCGUUAUGGCCUGGAAGGUGGCUGUACCGACGACUCCCUUCUCUGAGCCUUCCCACUGAGGGUGGAGGAGGAACUUCCCAAGUGCUUUUAAAAAUAACUUCCUUGCUGAAGUAAGAGGGAGAGUCUGAGUUGUCUGUUUCUAGAAGAAACCUUAGAGAAGUGAGUACCAGUCAGCUUCAGCUCACUGUCACAGCCACCGGGCAAUAAACCUCCCCUUCCCAUCCCCUGGCUGGGAGCCACCUCCUCAGCAGCCACCUCAGCAAGGACUGCUAGUCCUUCAAAGAUAGGACUAUGAAGCUCAUGUUGAGAUUUCACCCAUUCCUCCAGCCAUUUUGGGGAAAAAAGUAUGAACUGGGAUUCUUCAGAAAUUAUGUUUUGCUUUUUCUUGAAGAAAAUAUCCCUCCCUUACCCCCAUCCUUACUUUGUAACCUGGCUGAUAACAGGCCAUCCGUUUUUGUAGCACACUUUUCAAAAACAAUUAUAACCUGGUCCUGUCUUUCUAGGGCCUAGACCUGCUUAUAUGGCAGGACAAACAAAGCCACCGCCUUGAUGUAGCCCGGCUAAUCAUGGAAGUAUGUCCAGGCUUCAAAUAACUUGAGUUUAAAACCUUUUUUUUUUCUUGGCAGAGUAAUGUAAAAUUAAAAUGGGGAAGAUAUUUAAUAUUUAAUACUAAGCUUUAAAAAGAAACCUGCUAUCAUUGCUAUGUACCUUGACUCAAAGACUAUUAUGAUAAUAAAAGAAAGUACAGACAACGCUUGGCAUUCAAAGA